Molecule: messenger RNA, 3711 nt
Organism: Orcinus orca (killer whale)
Lineage: Eukaryota; Metazoa; Chordata; Mammalia; Artiodactyla; Delphinidae
Gene: CRABP2
Product: cellular retinoic acid binding protein 2
Exons: 4
Coding region: 2846-3280 (144 amino acids)
Biological process (GO): fatty acid transport
Cellular component (GO): cytosol; nucleus
Molecular function (GO): fatty acid binding
Source: RefSeq, a predicted model, not a curated record
UUCUCCGCAGUUCGGAAGCUGCAAACCCUGCAUCCAGGCUGGGAGCCUGGGUCCCUACCCAGCCGAGCCUCCCACCCCCACCCCAGGCAUUCCUGCCCCUUCCCCUUGCCCCCCGCAGGUAACCCAAUCCCCGGGCAGAUUCCAGAUCUCUCUGUGCGGGGCUCCACCCACCAGGUGAUCCGUCACCGCAGGGCCCCCAGAUCCCCCUUUCAGAACUUUUCCACUCUGCUCCCCCCACCCUCCAUCUGUGAGACAAAUAUUUUCCUACAGCGAGCAGCUCCAGAAUCCUAAACUCGCUCUGGAUAAUUAUCACUUUCUUAGAUUUCAACAAAUGGCUUCGUGUGAAACCCCAGCCAUCCCCUCCCUUUGAGAAAAUCCGAAUUCUCUUCUCCCUGCCUCCCUGGAGACGGGCUGCAGCCCAGCUAGGUCUGUUGGUUAAAGGUGGAGGAAGUUGAAUCUACCCAGACUUCCCUUCCCAACUCCUGUGUGCCCUCUGGUGUCUGGGGAGGAGGGGUGGGGAAAGCCUGGGCCGGCUGGGGAGAGGGCUCUGCAAAGAGAUGGAGGUUAGUCAAGGACCCAGCCACUGGGAAGCCACCUGGGAACCCUGGAGCCAUCCAUUUCUGAACUGAACAGAGAGACCCCAGCUGGAAUGAGCAGAGGGCACCCUUUGUGGGGCCGGGGGCUGUAGAAAUGAGUCAGGAACUAGGAAGGGGCUGGAAUGCAGUGAGGAAAGCAGGGAUUUCCAUCCUUCCUUACCAUUAGUUCUGCUUGCAGUCUGACCACAGUAUUUCUUGUAAUCAUGUCAGCCUUUCUUGCCCUACCCUUGUUGAAAUUAAAGAUCCAGGACUUCCCUGGUGGUCCGAUGGGGACCCCGCACUCCCAGUGCAGGGGGCCUGGGUUUGAUCCCUGGUCGGAGAACUAGAUCCCGCAUGCAUGCCUCAUGCAGCAGCCAGGAUCCCGCGUGCCACCAAGAUCCUGCCAAAGGAUAACAAUUUUCCCUUCAGAAACCUAGAUGCCAUUCCAUCCCCCGACUUCUCUGGAUUCUGGCCCCUCUCCCCAGUGGAGGAGGCAGUGGCCUGGCACACCCCCAGGCCCCAGCUGGAGGAUAAGAUCCCAAACCCAACCUUGUUGUCUGUCUGUCCUCAGUCUGUUUGUCCUCCCUGCGGGGUCUCUCAGAGCCACGUGCCCUCCUCAGGGCUUGCUGUGGGGCAGAUUGAAAACAGACCCGUUAGACAAACACAGUCCUGAAUCAGCCAACGUUGGCUGAGCCUGGCCCCAGCACCACAGGUACCAGAAGCGGGCUGGAGGGGUGUCUCCUCUGGACCUAGCCUUGCUUCCGCAGGAAUCUCAGUCCCUUCUCACCCCUCUUUGUCCUAUGCAAGAGUCUCCCUCCUGGGGAGGGAUGCUCAGGUAUUUGGGGGAUACCCGUCCCAUCCAGUAUGAUGGUUACGACACAUAGCUAGCAGCUCCUGUUCCUAUAACGGGAAAGAUGGAUAACAGGAUGGACUUCCCGGGUAGCACCAGAGAGUGAAGUAGUCUUUUUGUCCAAGGAGGUGGAGUGGGAUAUGUCUCUUUUACCAAGUCAAUUAGUCCUGGGAACCUCAGUCAUUUCUCCCUGGACCCAAGAGAUUGGCAGCCAAGAAGUGGGCUCCUGGGGCUCCUGAGGGACAGGGCUUCCUCCCACUCCCUUCUGUCUGGAAUAGAGUGGGUCUGCUCUGGUGCCGAGGGGAAAGGGGAUUUGUUUCUUCUCUAGGGACCCAGGUCUGGAGGAGGGCCAGGGGGUCUGGACCGCAUUGGGAGGUAGGGAAUCCCACUUGCCUGGCCCAGCCCAGCUUGGCCCCUCAUCCCACCCAUUGCUUCCCUGAAGCGUUCUGCUCCAGUUCAGGGCAGGAGGCCAGGCCAGGUGAAGGGUGUAGAGCUUGGACCUGGGCCCUGACUAGAGGUGCCUCCCUGCCUGCUUGACUUCCUGCCAGAGGGCUGCUCUCUCUGGCUCCUCCACUCCUUUUAAAUAACUAGGGAAUAGAGAGAAGGGGUCCAAUCUGGGAAAGGAUAGGGGGACAGGCACAGCGACUCUGAAUCCACAGAGACUGAAUGAGAAGACCUGACCCCUGAAGUUGGGUGGGUGUUCCUGGAGUCGGGCCCACAUCAGGGGAGGGGAGGGGAGUGUCCCUUUCUGUUCCAGGAGGGCAGGUGGGCAGGAGUCCGAUGCAGGGAACUUUGUCUGAGCCCCAACUCUGGCUUCUUCUUUGCCUUCCUUUUAUCAGUGAAAAUAACAACAACAAUAAGAGUAGCUAUUGUUUCCUGAAAACAUAUAGAUGUGCCUGGCACUGCGUGUGCUAGGGCCUAAACACACAUCAUCCCAUGUGAUAGGCUCUUGAAGAAGUUACUGUCUCCAUUUUACAGUUGUGGAAUCUAAGGCUCAGAGAGGUUAAGCCAUUUGCCCAGGGUCACCCAGCCUGCAAGGGAGGGUGAGCCAGGUGGAAAUCAUGGCCUAAUGGAUCUUAUUUCACAGCCGGUGGUGUCCCCAGGCUUCUAACCAUUCUGUAGGGGGAAACAGCUGUCCCACCUCUUCCCCUGCUGAGAAUCCCUGCUCCUUCUCAUCCUGGGGAGGGACAGAGGCUCAGCAAAUAAAGGCCACAAGACAGGGGAGGUGAGUGGGCAGAGAGGGAAGUGGCCCCUACUCCAGGACGUGAGUAGUGAGGCCUGGCUGGGGAAGGCCUGCCCUGCACGUGGGCGGGGGUGCAGACGCAGUGACUCUGAUGAGCCCACCCCAGCAGAUGGUCUCCAGCAGGAUGGACAAAGGACCAAAAGUCAGGUGAAUUGAGCCAAGGUGAGCUGUCGCAGGAUGAGAGGAAUAGGGGGAAGCUGCCCCCAAGAACCGAGUGAAGAGCUGAGACUUGGGGAUCCCGAUCCAGGGCUGCUGACUCAUCCAGGGGUGAACGUGAUGCUGAGGAAGAUCGCCGUGGCUGCAGCAUCCAAGCCAGCAGUGGAGAUCAAACAGGAGGGAGACACUUUCUACAUCAAAACCUCUACCACCGUGCGUACCACAGAGAUCAACUUCAAUAUUGGAGAAGAGUUUGAGGAGCAGACUGUGGACGGGAGACCCUGUAAGAGCCUGGUAAAAUGGGAGAGUGAGAACAAAAUGGUCUGCGAGCAGAGGCUUUUGAAGGGAGAGGGUCCCAAGACCUCCUGGACCAGAGAACUGACCAAUGACGGAGAGCUGAUCCUGACCAUGACGGCGGACGACAUCGUGUGCACCAGGGUCUAUGUCCGAGAGUGAGUGGCUGUGGCCCAAGAGCCGCCAGAGCCUGCCACCAGCCCAUGCUCCCUGCUUCACUGCCCCAUGGGCUGCCCCUCCCCCAUUCCUUCCUUCUAGGCUAGCUCUCCCCUCAUCCCAGUCACUUCUGGGGGUGCUAGGAUGCCUCCUGCAGGGGCUCUGCUUUUUUUGGCCCCUCCUCUCCUCCCAUACACCAACAAAGUGGGAUGGAUGGCAGGACCCCAGAUCACCCGUUCCAGAAUCACUCCCCCCAUCCCAAGUCAGCAGUCCCAGCCCCAAGCCAGCCCAGAGCACCGUCUCUCUCUUUUUCUGCAAGGGGACCUGAGGGCCCGACUGGGAAGACCGGCCCUCUGUCUUCCACUCUUUGUCCCUGUAGCCCAUACAGUGUAGAAUAUUUAUUGGUUAAUUUUAUUAAAAUGUUUUAGAAAAUAAAA